UAGCAUUCCGGCUUAGGCAAAUCUACACGAAAGCUGACCACCCUCAGUUGGUUGAGCCUCAGAAGAACCUUUUUGUAAGUUGCUCACUGGUCGGAGAUUACAGUCUUUAUGCUAUGGCGUGAGUAUCACUGCACCCUACGUGGACCAAUGUCAUCGAGAGUCAUUAUCCGCCUCGUGUAUAAGCGGUUGCCCGUCCUGUUCGGAUAAACACCUGAGCUCUAUCUCAAUACUACACUCGAAAGCAGGAAUGCCGCGCAACUUCGAUGACUAUGAGCUAAGUCAGUUGCAACCGGAGUCGCAGACCUUACUCCUUCCACACCCCCCACAAGAUGAUGCAGCAUGUGCGACAGAGGACAAUCGUUUCGGCCGUAUUGUUCAUCUUCGGAAGUGGUUGCCAGAAGUCGAUCCGCACACUGAUACGCGCUGGUCUAAACGUCUCACGGACAGAGAUGUUGGCUUACUUCUCAUACAAGGCCUGUCUGUCCUAAUUCUGUCGCUUAAUCUGGCUCUGACGGUUUGGGCGGCUGUGCAGCAUGGUGUCAAGGAGAAUAUCAGCGACAUUCUCGGGGCUGGUGGUGGGGAUGAUUGUGCACGGGUCAAAGACUGGAACAAAUGGCUUCAUGUUGGAAUCAACGUUCUCUCUACUCUGCUACUGGCUGCUAGUAAUUACUGUGCUCAGCUCCUAGUCGCACCUACCAGAGAAAUGGUUGAUAAGGCACAUACGAAAGGAAGGUGGUUCGAUAUCGGCAUUCAAAGUUUUAGGAAUCUGAGGAGGGUUCCAGCACAGCAGAAAACACUGUGGUUCUUGUUGAUGUUGAGUUCGGGGCUAUUGCAUUUGUUUUGGAACUCCGCAGUCUUUGCUACAACUCCAUUCAGUACUUAUUCGACAGGAUACGUGACUACAGACUAUUUGGACGAUCCAAAUCCUUGGCUCUUCGUCGACAGUCCAGAUCUCGACUUCAUAAGACAGAAUGCACUACGCCUUCCAAAAUUGGACAACAAGGAAUGCAUCGCUAGAUACGCUGGAAGAUUGGCUGGCCUCAGUAGCUUGUUGCUGGUCAGUGCUAAUGUGACCAUGAACGACCAAUUGUCGUACGAACACAGCAACAAACGCUCGUCUUUCUUAUGGAACGGUACCACAGUCGAAUCGGCGAUAUACUGGCGCAUGAACAGUGACUGGAUGUGUAAUAAGUGGAACUUAGCAACUCGCGUCAGCUGUACACCAAAGACUAUGAAGUCUCCUUAUGAAGAUACUUGGACAUUGGUUAGAUUCCAAUUCGACGGAAACCUCAAAGAUGACCCAAGCGACGAUGUGUGGACUAAAGUGGACCAUUGCCUCCCACGAGAUGAGCUGCAGAAUAUGGACGACAAGUGCAUGUUGCGUGUAAGCAAGGUGAUCUUGAGCAUAGUCACUGUACUGAAUCUGGUAAAGUGCAUCUGCAUCGCACUCACAAUUCGUCUGCACAAUCGAAUCGGUAUCAACCCCCGGUACCUGUCUGGCUCAAAAGAAAAACGAGGAUUUAUCGCACAGACCUUCACAAGGGCUGUACAAGUUAUCUUUCAACCAAAGGAGACCUCUACAGUUGGCAAAUCGCUCUACCUUGUUACGCUUGGUGAUGCAAUGGCGAGUUUUCUACGGAAGCAUGACGAAACUACAGAUACGUGCGGCCUUGCCAGUAAACGAGACUUUGUAAAAGAAUGGCCUUUGAACAUUCCGAGCGCCUCGCCUACUUCGGUCCGCUGGUUUCGCGCAGCGAGUCUAAGUCGUUGGGUGUUGACCAUAUCAUCAUGUGCAAUCACAAUCGGAACCGUGGGCUUUCUGCUCCACAUGACCAUAGUCUCCCAACAAGCUCAAGGCGUAGACACAGAUGUUAUGUCACUUGGAAGUUAUGGCCUAGGUACACCGCAACAGUUUGCUACAGCACUAACGGGUAUCACUGGCCGACUCGGUCCAACCAAGGGCUUCUUCUUCGCAGUACUCUUCGCCAACAUGUUCCAAGCUAUCGUCAGCGCGCUUUACCUUCUCGUCAAUAACUUGCUAACAGUUAUGCUCGUAGCAGCAGAAUGGAACAAGUACACCUCGAGGCGCAAGGCAUUAAGAGUGUCUACACCAAGAGGGAUACAACGCUCUUCGUUCUUUCUCUCUCUUCCUUACAGAUAUUCUGGCACUCUAAUGGCUCUCUCUGGUCUUUUACACUUCUUCAUUUCCCAGAGCGUAUUCGUUGUGCAAACAGUCGCGUAUGUGCCUAAAUAUGAGCCACGAAAAACCUUCGAACGAGCUCCAGACAUGGAUGGGUCUUGCAUUGGAUUCUCCAGCUUGGGUAUCAUUCUUGCGCUAGGAAGUGGAAGUGUGCUUGUUCUAUACCUACUUUUUGUUGGCUUCACUUUCAAGUACAAGGUGUCGACAAGGAGGAAAGGUCGAGGGGACGAGCCAUGUCCUAUGCCGUUGGUGAGCACGUGCAGUGCUGCGAUCAGCGCGAACUGUCACGCGCACCCAGACGACAAAGACUGUGCUUUCCUGCCGCUGCAGUGGGCUUACGUGAGAGACGGAAACGACGCGAGUGGAGGACGAUGCACUUUCACGACGGACAUAAGCGUAUAGGCUUACUCUCGAGAUAUCAGAAACUUAUUGGGGAGGAAUCUACAAUGAGGAAAUCGAUUAGAUGACAAUACUGUAUUCCAGAGCAUACUCAAGAUAUUGUGAACAACAUUCCUCGCCCAAAGAUUCAAGUGAAUCACACAA
Molecule: messenger RNA, 2743 nt
Organism: Alternaria alternata
Lineage: Eukaryota; Fungi; Ascomycota; Dothideomycetes; Pleosporales; Pleosporaceae
Exons: 3
Coding region: 248-2602 (784 amino acids)
Source: RefSeq, a predicted model, not a curated record